This is a messenger RNA of Anopheles stephensi (Asian malaria mosquito), 1619 nucleotides long. RefSeq names its product IST1 homolog (gene Ist1). Bases 153 to 1346 code for a protein of 397 amino acids. Gene Ontology annotation, biological process: protein transport. The record is from RefSeq and is a predicted model, not a curated record. The transcript is spliced from 3 exons. Lineage: Eukaryota; Metazoa; Arthropoda; Insecta; Diptera; Culicidae.
ACGUACCACCAAUUACCACAGGAUAAGCGCAACAAAAACAAAACCUGUGACUCAUUCCGAUAGAUCAACACACAUUUUGUGUUCCAAAGCGAUUCUGUAUAGGCUUAAAAAGUUGUUCUUCUAAUUGUGUUGUGUUUUACCGUGACUCCAGCAUGUUUUCCAGUGCGCCAAACUACUCUAAGCUGAAGACGAACCUUCGUCUGGCACUCAAUCGACUUAAGUUGCUGGAAAAGAAAAAAACGGAACUAGCACAGAAGGCACGGAAAGAGAUCGCCGAUUAUUUGGUGGCUGGAAAACCCGAACGCGCCCGGAUCCGGGUGGAGCACAUCAUCCGCGAGGACUAUCUGGUGGAAGCGAUGGAGAUAGUGGAAAUGUACUGUGAUUUGAUACUCGCCCGGUUUGGGCUUGUGACGCAGAUGAAGGAACUGGACGAAGGCAUUGAGGAGGCGGUAAGCAGCAUCAUCUGGGUAGCACCACGGCUGCAGGCCGAUGUGCAGGAGCUGAAGCUCUGCUCGGACAUAUUCACGCUGAAGUAUGGCAAACAGUACGCGGAACAGGUGCGCGCUGCCAUUCCGCCCCACAAGAUAUCGGAUAAGCUGAUGCAUAAGCUGGCCAUACAGGCGCCACCGAAGUUGCUGGUCGAGAAGUAUCUGAUCGAGAUUGCCAAAAUCUUUAACGUGGAGUACGAACCGGAUCCGCAGGUGAUGAAGGAUGAUCGAUCGAACGUUAUGGAUGGGGAGGACAGUGUGCUGAUUGAUUUGGCUGAUAAGAACAACCUGGACGGUUCUUCGUCAGGUGGCGCAGGAGCAUCGGGAGGUGGUGGCAGUAGCGGUAGUGGAAGUGGUGGUGGUGGCGGUGGAGCAGCGGCCACAACACCAAAUGUAGGAUUUGUAGCGUAUCCUCCGCCAAUUCCGCAGCUACCCGUUGUUCCUCCAGCCGUUCCAUUCCAGUAUCCGGCUGGCCCUAGUGGACAGCACUUUGGCGGAGCAUCUGCUCCGCCACCGUUCAACUACAACAUACCGCCCAAUUCGUCGGAGAAGGAAGAGGUCAAGGAUUUGAACAUAAAUGCCAGUUUCAUUAAUGAGGAAAGGGGAGUAAGCGAUGCCACUGGUCCACCGCCCUCAUACUCAUCCCUCAGCCCGGAUGACAACAUGCAGAACUCAACCAAACCUAAACCUCAGCCACGGUCCAAGUUUUCGCCGGAGCUUAACUUCCCUCCAUUGCCGAAUGUGCCACUGGAUCUGCCGGAUAUACCGGACGGUGACGAACACAAGAACGACAACAACGAUGAGAUCGAUUUCGACGAUUUGUCACGCCGGUUUGAGGAGCUGAAGAGAAAGAAGUGAAUCUGUUUUCGUGCAAGGCCCGGCACACCUCUCUGUGUACAUGCGACUCACCUAGCUUUACCGUGCGAAGGAAACGGAAGGGCAACAUAUACCAUAUAUAUAUUUUCUUUAAACUUUACCCAUAGUGAAGUUACUGCGCCGUUGUCAGCAGUUAGUUUGGAUAAUUUUAUUUGUACUGUUUUCAAUUGUGUUUGUACUAAUCAACUGCGGAAACGAACGGCAAUUAUGUAUUUAUAAGCUUAAAUAAACGAAUAAUAAGAUGAAAGUCUAAAA